UCAGAUAUAUAGCUAAUUCUACAUUAGAUAUAAAUGAAAUAGUUUAGUUUUCCGAAAACGGGAAGAUGAAAUCUGACGGUGGCGCACGAAAGUGGAAGAAGAAGGAAAGAAGAAAAGUGGAUAAGAAGAUGAUUCUCAGAGGAUUUCUAGCGCCAAGUAUUGAUCAAAAUUGUCUCCCUCCUCUGCAGAGCCCGAAGCUGUGAAAGUAGGGGGAAAUCCAAGCAGAGAGAGGCCGAGAGGGGAACUCGCAAAGUGAGAAGCCGAGGAGAGAAGGUUGCUAUGAGCUCCAAGAGUUUCGUUGCUGUUAUAAAAUUCAAUCACCUGCAACAAUGGCCAAACUAACAUACAUAUAAUCGUCAGUCAACGAUUAAAAAAAUCAAAACGUGGUUCGCAAGGCGUAAACUUAGUGAUCAAGGAAUCAAAUCACUAUAAAAUUCCAGCAUCUUCGUCUUCAACCUCACAACUCUUGAAACAUCAAGUAGCCAAGCAACCUGCAAAAGUUUCAAGACAAGUUACAACGAUGGCUUCUCCUACUCUUCUUGGUCCACCAGAGCUUCAAAACCCAAUCCCUAAUUCAUCAUCUACCGUCGAUGGCGAUUCAUUCAUGAAUCUAACGGUGGCAAAUUUCAACCAAACAAAGGUGUCUCCCCCACCACCUGCAAUAGGUUUUACAGAGAAUUCAUCUCCUACAUUUCUUAGCUCCGGAAACCCAUGUCUCGAUUUCUUCUUCCAUGUCGUACCCAGUACACCACCUGAAUCCCUAACCCAAAGGCUCCAACUGGCCUGGGCUCAUAACCCUUUGACCACCCUCAAGCUAAUAUGUAAUCUCAGAGGAGUUCGUGGUACUGGAAAAUCUGAUAAAGAGAGCUUCUACACCGCCGCUUGGCUCCACUGCCUCCAUCCCAAAACCCUAGCCUGCAACCUCGAUUCUUUCGCUAAUUUCGGCUACUUCAAGGACUUGCCUGAGAUCCUUUACCGCCUUCUGCAAGGACCCGAUGUAAGGCGGGUCCAGAAAGCUGAGUGGAUGCAGAGGAAAAAGGGUCCAAGGAGGUGUCGAAGGCGGGUGGGAGUAUUUCCUUUCAAAGGUAAGAAAAGGAAAGGAAAAAGAGAGAAGAAGCCCGCCAUUACUAGAGACGCUAGAAUACAGAGAGCUAAACAAAGGGACGCCAUGGAGAAAGAGAAAGCCAGCUCCCUAAGGAAAGAGAAGAGACUUGCCAUGGCUAAAAAUGUCAUUGAGAGAUACUCGCAUGACCCUGAUUUCAGAUUCUUGUACGAUCGCGUCUCGGAUCUUUUCGCCGAAUAUCUCAAAUCCGAUUUGCAAUUCUUGGAUUCCGGCGAGGUCAAUAGAGUGAGCCUUGCCGCUAAGUGGUGCCCUUCCGUUGACUCCUCGUUUGAUCGGUCAACGUUGAUCUGCGAGAGCAUCGCCAAGAAAGUAUUCCCUCGCGAAUCCUACCUCGAAUACCAAAUGAUCGAAGAGGCACAUUACGCGUACAGAGUUCGCGAUCGGUUGAGGAAACAAGUGCUGGUUCCUCUUCGAAAAGCGCUGGAGCUGCCCGAGGUGUACAUAGGAGCAAACAAAUGGAGUUCAAUUCCGUACAACAGAGUAGCCUCUGUAGCCAUGAAGUUUUACAAGGAAAAGUUCUUGAAGCAUGACGGCGAGCGGUUCUCCCAGUACCUCCAAGAUGUGAAAAGUGGAAAAGCAAAGAUAGCAGCUGGUGCUUUGUUACCACACGAAAUAAUUGCAGGCUUGGACGAUGACGACGGGGGACAAGUAGCAGAGCUUCAAUGGAGGAGAAUGGUGGAUGACCUGCUGAAGAAAGGAAAGUUGAGUGACUGCAUUGCAGUAUCCGACGUGUCGGGUAGCAUGUCGGGGACGCCAAUGGAGGUUUCAGUAGCACUAGGGUUGUUGAUAUCGGAGUUGAGUCAGGAGCCAUGGAAGGGAAGGUUGAUUACUUUCAGCGCAAACCCAAAGCUGCAGGUGGUGGAAGGAGACAAUCUCUUAUCAAAAACCCUGUGGAUAAGGAGGAUGGAGUGGGGCAUGAACACUGAUUUCCAAAAGGUGUUCGAUCUAAUCCUGCAAGUUGCAGAGAAUGGGAAGUUGAAGCCGGAGAAGAUGAUAAAGAGAGUGUUCGUGUUCAGCGACAUGGAGUUUGACAAGGCAUCAGCGAAUAGUUGGGAGACGGAUUACCAGGCCAUAGUAAGGAAGUACAGGGAGAAAGGGUAUGGCGAUGUGGUGCCGGAAAUAGUGUUUUGGAACUUGAGGGAUUCAAAGGCAACACCGGUGCCGGCAUCGGAGAAAGGAGUGGCGCUGGUUAGUGGGUUUUCCAAGAACUUGAUAAAGGUGUUUCUGGAUGUUGAUGGCAAAAUGGAUCCAGAGAUUUUCAUGGAAACUGCCAUCUCUGGACCUGAAUACAGCAAGCUUGUCGUGCUUGAUUAGUUGAAAGCAUCUUACACUUCUGUGUGUGUGAAGUUAUUUUGUUUUAAACAUGAAGAAGAUAAACAGUUUACGUAA
Molecule: messenger RNA, 2512 nt
Organism: Carica papaya (papaya)
Lineage: Eukaryota; Viridiplantae; Streptophyta; Magnoliopsida; Brassicales; Caricaceae
Source: RefSeq, a predicted model, not a curated record